CAGUAGGCGUUAAUGGAAACUGCUCGUCAAAUGCAAAGCUUAUACCGUGAAAAACUUACUCAGAAACAGCGAGGAAAUAUGUGGUUUUCCGGUGUUCGUUAAAGUGGCUGAUUGGACAGUUGGAAUAUGACUCUCUCGGGGAUUGGUGGGCUGCAACGGAUACUAGGCACUGUCUGGUUCAUGCAUAUGACGUUGGCGUUAUUGUCGUCAGAUGAAUGUCCUAAUCUUUGCACCUGUUGGGGUCGAACUGUAAGCUGUGAUAGCGGCUUGAACUACCUACCCAAAUCGAUCUCAUCAACGACUGACAUGAUGUUUGUCCGAAAUAAUGAUAUUCCAGACAUUUUUAAAGGUGUGUUUAGCGGACACGGAUACAGCACUUUGCAGCGGUUGUAUCUUAACCACAACGGCAUCCGAAAUAUCCUGGCUGAAUCAUUUGUAGGUCUGACUGAGCUGAAAUACCUGUACGUGGUGAACAAUAAACUGGGUAAGUUAUUUGCCAACAGUUUUCAGGGACUGGAACAAGUACUUACCUUGGAGUUGCAACAUAGCCAAAUUGCGGAAAUCGAGCCCAAUGCCUUCAAAGGUAUGCAAGCCCUAGACACAUUGGAUCUGAAUAAUAACAAUAUCGUCGAGCUCACAAAUGGAAUAUUCACAGAUACCAUUUUACUGCAGGUUAUCAAUCUAGAUAGUAAUAAACUCAAGAAGAUUAGUCCCGGCGUUUUUAGCGACGUCGCCAAUGUCAAGAACCUGAUGUUACAAAAUAACCAACUAGAGGUUCUGCCUUGGAAUACGUUUAGUGGCCUGAUGAAAUUGGAAGAGUUGGACUUGAGUAAUAACCAGCUGACAAGCCUGGAUCAUUCCUUGUUCAGAGACCUUUUGAGCCUGAACCGACUAGAUUUAUGUUGCAACCGGAUUGAAUAUCUGGAGCUGGAUAUGUUCGUUAGUCUUGCUAAUCUUCGUUUGCUUUCCCUUCAUGACAAUGAGCUGAAGAUUCUUCAGCCUACUAUUUUUGAGAAUUCGCCAAAUUUACGAAAGUUGACUUUCCAUGACAACAAUCUGCAGACCCUCCAUCCUAUGGUGUUCCACGAAGUUGGUGUGCUGGAAGAGUUGGAUUUCCACGGUAAUCCAUGGCGAUGCGACUGCACAAUGCUGCCGUUGAAAGUCUGGUUCCAAAAAGCUGGAAAGUCGGUCCACAUUGAGCAGCACAACAUGGUCUACUGUCGUGACACUCCAUCCCACAGGCUCAAAAACAUCACUAAACUUGAGGACAUUGCAAAUACGUGGCUCUGCCAGGACCCAGCUGAAAUCCACGUAGAGGGUGAUGGAACAGUCAUUUUAGUAAAAUCAUGCCUAUUCUGCGACAUCUCUAUUCAUUAUAUCUUGGUUGUACUUGUUUUACUCGUAUUGGUCGUCAUUGGGCUACGUAUGAAAAAAUGUCGGCGGAAGAACAAAAAAAAGAAAUCCCAAAUCCCAUUUUCCCUUCGUGAGGUCAAAGGUCAUCAAGUCAUUCAUAGUCGUGUUACAUGUACAGAGAAGAACGUAAAAAACCUUUUAUUAUGA
Molecule: messenger RNA, 1560 nt
Organism: Saccoglossus kowalevskii
Lineage: Eukaryota; Metazoa; Hemichordata; Enteropneusta; Harrimaniidae
Cellular component (GO): plasma membrane
Molecular function (GO): protein binding
Source: RefSeq, a predicted model, not a curated record